Messenger RNA from Aspergillus puulaauensis, 861 nucleotides. RefSeq names its product putative oxidative stress response protein Oxr1 (gene OXR1). Bases 1 to 861 code for a protein of 286 amino acids. Lineage: Eukaryota; Fungi; Ascomycota; Eurotiomycetes; Eurotiales; Aspergillaceae. The record is from RefSeq and is a predicted model, not a curated record. Gene Ontology annotation, cellular component: nucleus. Gene Ontology annotation, biological process: response to oxidative stress. The transcript has 3 exons.
AUGAUGUCUCGUCUGCGUCGCAACAACCCCGAUCCCUCCUCUUCAUCCUCCUCCAUCUCCUCCACCUCCCAGUAUCCAGUCUUCACGCCCGUCCGCACGGUCUCCCCCUUUCAACCUCCGCCUUUGACUCCUUUAACGCUUCUCGCAAACGAAGAAAACACACCAAUCCCCCUCGCCCCCCAAAACCAGCUCCUCUCACGCGCCCUCGCUGAAGAAAUCCGUCUCCUCGUCCCGCCUCGCCUUCAACUAGUUGACACCUGGCGUCUGGCGUAUAGCCUCGAUCGCGAUGGCGCCUCCCUCUCGACACUCUACGACAACUGCCGUGAGGUCUCAUCUCGCAGCCCGAGGGCCGGCUACGUCCUCGUCAUCCGCGAUGCGUCCCCCUCAGCAUCAACAGUUUUCGGCGCCUACAUGACGGAUUGCCCACACCCAGAUGCACAUUAUUUCGGCACGGGCGAAUGUUUUCUAUGGAGAGCCAGCGUUCUCCCUCCGCCGCCCUCACUACUCAAUUUCGACGGAGAUGGUGGAGUAUACUCCGAAGACGCACUUGAAAAGUCGAAAUCGCUUUCCCCGCAUAUGCACGCCCUGGCACAGUCACGCCCUACAAAUAGCGGAACUACAACCCCCGACAGAAUCCGCUUCAAGGCGUUCCCUUAUAGCGGCGUAAAUGAUUACAUGAUGUUUUGCGAAACAGGAUUUCUCAGUCUAGGUGGAGGGGACGGACACUACGGCCUUUGGCUGGACUCCAUUCUCGAAAAAGGUGUCAGCGCCUCGUGCCAGACAUUUGGGAAUGAACCACUCUCUGAUGAGGGUGUCAAAUUCGAUGUCCUGGGCGUCGAGGUUUGGUAUGUUGGGUCAUAA